Messenger RNA from Meloidogyne enterolobii, 544 nucleotides. Lineage: Eukaryota; Metazoa; Nematoda; Chromadorea; Rhabditida; Meloidogynidae. The record is from the annotation of a GenBank genome assembly.
AUGGUAUUGGAUAAUGAGGAAGAUAAUUUAGCAUUUGCUUUACUUCACAUAAAUGAAGUAAAAAAGUUGUUAAUUAAAGAAGAUCAGCCUUUUAAAAAGUCAGAUUCAAAUGUUUUUGCAAAAGAAUUUUACAAAUUAAAUGAUCAAAAUUUAAUUAGUGUAAAGGCACGAAUGCGAAAAUUCUUGGGAAAUGAGAACAUGUUUAUGUAUUUGGAAAUGAUUUUUCCUGUUCAAAUGAGGAUUGGUGAGAGAAAAAUUUAAAGUUAAUUAAACUUUCUUUAGGGGUUUAGAGAAGAAAAUAUCCCAUCCGAAUUUAAAUGAUACUCCAAAAUUGGAACUAAAGUGUGAGAUGAUGAUUCGAAGGGGGAGGGGGGGGACAAGUGUAAUAGGGUUUUACAUAGGGUGAUAGUGUCUCACAGAGGGGGAGGGAGUGAUAGGGUCUCACAGAGGAAGAAAGAGUGAUAGUGUCUCACAGAGGGGGUUUAUUAACUACCCUUAGUAAUUAUUGUUUAGGCCUUCCGUUGGAAGGAGUACUUAAUCAAGG